Messenger RNA from Pochonia chlamydosporia 170, 1134 nucleotides. RefSeq lists its product as hypothetical. NCBI's taxonomy places the organism in Eukaryota, Fungi, Ascomycota, Sordariomycetes, Hypocreales, Clavicipitaceae. The record is from RefSeq and is a predicted model, not a curated record. Bases 1 to 1134 code for a protein of 377 amino acids. The transcript has a single exon.
AUGGGCCCUCCCAAAACAAGAGCCCAGCAUUUCCUCGCCCAACGGGGCCGCUUCCACGAAGGAUCCAUGAACGACCGCGUGUCCGCCAUACCGCCAGUCCAGUUCCUCGAUCCCCAUGAAAGAGAAGCCCUCGAAGGACGUGUCGAUGCAGAUUCAUCCGCCUUUCAUCCCGCCUACUUUCGACAUGGAGACAAGCCUGCACCUCAACCACCGCAGCCACAGAUUGCUCGCAAACCUCUCGCCAGGAACAUCCUCGGCCAGGUCUGGGAAGGCGUACGAGGAAGAUUCCGGCGGCGCGACCCUGAAGGCAGAGAAAAGACGCGAGAAGAGAAACAAGCUCGUGCAAACACCACGGGGGAGCAACCCUCCAGAGACGAAGUCUUUGCCAACUACCAACAACUCGUUGCGUCGGGCUUCUUCUCCUCGCACGCCAUACAAUCUACCCGGCACGCACGACCAUCUACGGCACAUGCGCCCCCGUCUCAUUAUCCGCCUCAAUGGCCGCUUGCACCAGCGGCGACGCCGAAGUCCCAGGCCAAGGACGCUUGUCAGGCGGUGUGCUCGCCCGUCAGCGCGGCAUCGUCGCGGGGAACGAAGCGCGCAGCUGCGUCCCCCUCGCCUAGUCUUGAUGAUGAUGCGGAUGCGGAUGAUGGGGAAGAUGAGUCCACGCUUGCGCAUCGGUUCCUGCCCAAGAGAUUGCGCAAGUCUGCGUCGAGGGACAUUUCGAUUCCUACGUUGAGGAGCGUUACGUCUAGGAAGAAUAUGAGGGCUGCGGUGGCGGCUGCGCGAAGGAGCAUAUCCGUGGGACAGGGACCGGGACAGGAGCGAGAGCCGAAUAAACUUACCAAGAGGGUGCCUUGGGUUCAGCAGCCUGGGGUUGGGGUGCCGGGCAGAGCGUCGUUGGAUGUGGUGACGGGACGACAGGAGGAUGCGUAUGGGAGCGUGAGCCGUAGGAUUCGAAGACCUAGUAGUGCUAGGAAUUUGAGGUCUGCUGCGAGGGAAGUCGGGGAGGAGGCGUUGAAGGUUGUGCCGAGUGCGAAUAGAGGGAUUCCGAGGGUGCCUGAUAUUCCGGCCAAGUUUACGUAUGGGGAGGACAGGGAGAAUGGGGUGCCGUGGAGGGGGUUAAGGAGAUGA